AUGACAAAAGAUACAAUAUUAUUUAUAAGUACAAAUAAAAAACCAAUCAUAGCUCUUGAUUGUAAUGGAGUUCUAUUUGAUUAUCAUGCGAAUUUUGCAAUAAUUUAUGAAAAAGCAUUUGGAAAACAAUUAACUAUUGUUGCACUUAAUUCUUAUCAUGUAAGUUUAAUUAUGGGGUGUGGGUGGGUGGUGUGGGUGUGUGGGUGUGGGUGGGUGGUGUGGGUGUGUGGGUGUGGGUGGGUGUGGGGUGUAUGUGGGCGUGGAUGAGACUAAUUAGAAUGACAACACCCAAACCCACACCCACACCUACAUCCACACCCACACCGACACACCCCAAAAACUCACACCCACCCUGAUUGAAAUUGGAUGACAAAUAAAAAAGUUUCCGUCUGAGGAGCUUCCCUUAAAGAAUACUAGUAUAUUCUUUUCUUGAUAGAUAAAACUUAUUCGUAUACAUCGUCAGCUUACUGAUACUUUAUACUAAAUUACAACAUAGUGUUACCAAACUAUUCGUCCAAUCAGCUUGAACUCGUUACGAUAACAAAGUUUAAUUUCGAAAUCGAGCUCCCUUCGCCAUUGAAACAAGUGAAUAUUCACUAUUUCUUCGCACAGAAAAAGCACGGCUUACAAGAUCAAAUGCUCUCCUGCUUCCUGCAUGCUCUGUAUGCUUAAAUCAAAUGAGUGUAACCUGAUGAUUACUGAUCGCAUAGUGUAAAAUAUUAAGAUCAUGGAUGCUCUAUUCCUCCUCACCUCUAAAGCAUUUAUGCGAACGAGACAAAAAAUACACAGAUACUGAUGAGUAUAGUGACGUGAGCAGGACAAUGAUGUUAUCAUAAUCGUUAUCUUUGCUUAUUCUCGAACUACUUCUACUGCUCUUUCUCUCCAUAUAUUUUCACCUAGCCGAGCGCGAUAGUUGAGAACUGAUAAAUAAUACAUGUUUCAAACAUGACUUCGACUGUUGUUUGGAUCGAUCUUCGUCCAGUUACAUCGGAUGACGAUCGUACGAAGUCAAAUUUGAGUACUGGACUACAUCGAUUUUCUGUUAAAAUAGAAGUAUACAACGACGUCACAGAAGCAAUCGAAUAUAUCUCUAAACAAAAUCAACACGAUCGCAUAUUCGUGCUUAUCUCUGGUGGUCCUGUGGGCAACGAUCUUAUAAUGCAUCUCAGCUCAUUUCCUCAAGUCAGUCACCGUAUUGUAUUUGGUUCUAAUCAAGAAAACUCAGAAGUCCGAAAUGCAAGGUGGUCUACUAUACGGCAAAGCUUUUAUGCUAAAUCUGUCAGUUGCGAGGAAUCUUUGCCACACCAAGUCGUUGAGGCUCAUGAAUUUCCUAUAAUACACCGGGCACUUGAAGAAAAAUCUCUACAUGUCCUCAAGCGAGAAUCAAUCAACUUUAUGUGGUUCCAACUGAUGACGGAGGCGCUUGCUCAUCUACCUUCUAGUGAUCGCGCAAAAAAAGAAUUAAUCGCGGAAAGUCGUGCUCAGUAUCAAUCGAAUAAUGCAGUGCUUGAACAGAUUUUAUCAUUUGAUGAAAAUUAUACAGCUGAUCAAGCACUGAGGUGGUACACAGGUGAUUCAUUUAUCUAUCGUCUACUCAAUCGAUCGUUUCGCUCGAAAGAUAUCGAUGAAAUCUUUAAAUAUCGAUAUUUUAUUUCGCAUCUUCAAAAUCAGUUAAUGAGCUUGCAUCAAGAGCAAAAUAUGAAUAGAAAAAACAAGCAAAUAACUCUGUUUCGCGGUCAGUACUUACACGACGAAGAAUUCUGUCGUCUACAUGAAAAGGAAUAUAUCGCGAUGAAUACAUUUUUAUCAACUACGACAGAUGCUGCUGUCGCACUGCUCUAUUGUGAUACGCUACGCUCUGGUAUGGUGGCCGUGAUUUUUCAAAUGGAUAUUGAUACAGAAACCCAAAAGACACCAU
Molecule: messenger RNA, 1918 nt
Organism: Rotaria sordida
Lineage: Eukaryota; Metazoa; Rotifera; Eurotatoria; Philodinida; Philodinidae
Source: the annotation of a GenBank genome assembly